AUGGGGGCUAAGGCAUCCAAGCUGUCGAAGGACGAUUUGCAGAGUUUGAAGCAGUCGACGUAUUUUGAUCGUCGGGAGAUUUUACAGUGGCAUAAGGGGUUUCUCAGGGAUUGUCCCAAUGGGCAGUUGACCAGGGAGGAGUUUGUGAAGAUAUAUAAGCAGUUUUUCCCAUUUGGAUCGCCUGAGGAGUUUGCAGAACAUGUAUUUUCUGUUUUCGACAAGGAUAACAAUGGGUCGAUUGACUUCAAGGAGUUUAUUACGGCAUUGAGUACUACUUCGAGGGGGACGUUGGAGGAGAAGCUUGUAUGGGCGUUUCAGCUGUAUGACUUGGACCACGAUGGGUUUAUUACGUAUAAUGAGAUGUUGACGAUUGUGACCAGUGUUUACAAGAUGAUUGGGUCGAUGGUGAAGUUGAGUGAGGACGAGGCCACGCCGGAGCUUCGGGUAAAAAAGAUAUUUAAGCUGAUGGAUAAGAAUGAGGACGGAUACAUAACGCUAGAUGAGUUUAGAGAGGGUUCCAAGGUUGAUCCUUCUAUUCUUAGUGCUCUGAACCUGUAUGAUGGGCUAGUGUAG
This is a messenger RNA of Eremothecium cymbalariae DBVPG#7215, 573 nucleotides long. RefSeq names its product frequenin (gene FRQ1). Gene Ontology annotation, cellular component: membrane; intracellular membrane-bounded organelle; cytosol. The transcript has a single exon. Gene Ontology annotation, molecular function: calcium ion binding. Lineage: Eukaryota; Fungi; Ascomycota; Saccharomycetes; Saccharomycetales; Saccharomycetaceae. Bases 1 to 573 code for a protein of 190 amino acids. The record is from RefSeq and is a predicted model, not a curated record.